UUUUGAAAACGGCGUUUUUGGUUUUGUUGUUGCGGUUCUUUCUUGAUGUGAAAAAUCUAUUUUUCUUUAAUAUUUCUCGAGUUUUAACUACUGAAAAAGUACAUUUUAAGAAUAAUUGAGAUAAAUGUGUGAUUAAUCGUGAUCGUAAACAUAGAAAAAAAUAAAUUAGAAAAUAUGACUACCGAAUCUGCGCUUCCGCUACCUCGUCUACCCGUACCGGAUAUUCGUGCCGAAGUAGCGUUCCAACACUCUCAGAAACAAAACCAAAGGUUACAAGAAUAUCGACUUCGCCCACCGAAGCUAAGGUUGGCGAACCGUAGCCAUUUGUCGGCUUGUAUGUCCACAACAGCGCAUGCAAUAUCAUUCCGUGGUGAAUCAGAUGGCAACAGCAAUGCAUUACCUGAAUUAGAUCCCAAUGCGCUGAGCGGUUCAUAUGAUCGUUCAAUGAAUGAAACUUAUUUCGAACAAUGUUUUACGCGCCUUGCGAAAAUUGGAGAAGGAUCAUUUGGUGAAGUUUUCAAAGUUCGUUCUAACGAAGAUGGACGGAUGUAUGCUAUAAAAAUGUCAAAAGAGUUAUAUCGAAGUGAGAAUUAUCGCCAAGAGCGACUGGAGGAGGUGCGACGUUAUGAGCAAUUUUCUGGUCAUGCAAAUUUUGUGCAAUUCUACCGCGCCUGGGAGCAAAAUGAUCGCUUAUACAUGCAAAUGGAGUUAUGUCGUGAAAGUCUAGACAGAUAUUUAGUUCGUCGUCAACAUAUACCCGAAGAUACAAUUUGGAAUAUAUUGCUAGAUUUGUUGCUGGCAUUGAAGAAUCUUCAUGAUCGAAAUCUUAUUCAUUUGGAUAUCAAGUUAGACAAUGUUCUAAUAGGCGAUGACGACAGUUGCAAAUUGGCUGAUUUUGGUUUGGUCAUUGAUGUAGAUCGAGCAAACCGUCAUCAAGCAACAGAAGGAGACUCCCGUUAUAUGGCGCCUGAAAUACUACAAGGAAAGUUCUCAAAAGCCGCUGAUAUUUUCAGCUUGGGAGUUGCAAUGCUUGAAUUAUCUUGUUAUUUGGAUUUGCCUCACAAUGGGCCAUUAUGGCAACAAUUACGUAGUGGAGUUCUGCCGCAAGAUUUUAUGAAAAACAUAUCACCGGAACUAGAAGGACUAAUUAGACAAAUGAUGUCGCCGGAUCCUGAUUCCCGACCCACAGUGGAUCAACUUUUAAGUCAUAAAAAGUUAGUUUCCUUAAUGGAGUGCAGAAAUCGAUGGAAACUAAUAAUAAAAAUGAAACAAACGAUACGGCGUUCGCGUAGAGUGGCGUGGUCAAAAUUAUGCAAUUUGAAGCAAAUAAUUUUUAAUUUCGUCGCAUCGGUUCUUACUGCUUACAUGCACCGCGAUACAAUCAGUAAUGAACACAAACCUAAUGGUUCUCCACUCCAACAGCAUCUUAGAGAUAAGCGACCACCUAUGAUCUCCAUGCGUUUACACGCAUCAACACCCACCGCAGGAAAUGUGCGAAAUACUCCCAUCGAAUUUUUACCAGGCGAGAAUUGCCUGAAUUUAUCUCAGCAAAGUACACCUAUAACCUUUGCGACGCAUAAUAAAAUUGUGAACUCAACUCCUGUAAAUCACAACAAUCACAGUUUCCGCUCACGCAAGGACUUAACCAAGACAAGUUUUAAAGCGGUGGAGAACGACUGUGGUAUAGAAAAUUUUAAUGAUAUCCAAUCUUCACCAACCGCAAUAAGCCGACCAAAUAGUUUCCUAAAUUUAGAGGAUUUGGAACAGAACUCACAAGCUUUCGUCUCGUUGGAUAAAUCGAGUCUUCAAGAGUGCCGAAAGAAACUCUUCUCGAAAAUGGAUAAUUAACCAAUAUAAUGUAUGCGUUAUAUCACAUAGAUAACCACUUGAUAUAUACAAAAAACCUGCAUUGGUAAUAAUUGAAAAUUCACGCCAAAUUAGCAAGCGUUUAAGUUCAAUACUAUAAAUUUAAUUAUUAUAAUAUGAAUAUAACAAAAAUAAGAAAUUGCAUACAAGCUUCCAGGAAAAAACGUAUGCUUUUUUACGUUAGAUGUAAGCAGAUUUACAGAAAUACUACGCAGGGAGCACACAUAAACACACACACACACGUAAUUACCGUCUGUAAUAUGUGAUAUUGCUCAACAAAAUCUUAACUGAAAAUUUAAUUCAAAUAAUGUCUGAUUUGUAACCAAUCAAUUAUUUAUAAUAUUAAUUGUAAAUGUGGUUGUAGUUUGUUAGGAAUGUAAGUUAUUUUCGGCGAUACAUAUGUGAUAUGUUAAUACAAUAUACUUUAUACAUACAUACAAACUUAUAUAAAAAUAUUAUAUACGAAAUGCACAAUGCAUAUUUUGUUGAUUUUUAUGAAUCAUAUACAUAUAUACAUAUAUAUAUAUAUAGAUGGAUAGAAGUAGGUGCCUGUUAAUUUUUAUCUGUUCAUGCAUAACUCCUUUAGCCAAAUUAAGUAUGAAAUUUGAAAACAAAUC
This is a messenger RNA of Zeugodacus cucurbitae (melon fly), 2483 nucleotides long. Its product is annotated as membrane-associated tyrosine- and threonine-specific cdc2-inhibitory kinase. Gene Ontology annotation, biological process: protein phosphorylation. The transcript has 6 exons. NCBI's taxonomy places the organism in Eukaryota, Metazoa, Arthropoda, Insecta, Diptera, Tephritidae. Bases 175 to 1848 code for a protein of 557 amino acids. Gene Ontology annotation, molecular function: ATP binding; protein kinase activity. The record is from RefSeq and is a predicted model, not a curated record.